GCACACCAAAUCCAUGUAAGCACGACGGAAAGUGCGCAGUGAUGAAAACUGGAUAUGAGUGUUCUUGCAAGUGUCGAUAUUCAGGAAAACAAUGUGAAGAAGACCGCUGUAAGUCAAAUCAGUGUUAUAAUGGAGGAACAUGCGAUGUAGCUAACGGCAGGAUUGCUUGCAGAUGUAAAGAACCAUAUUCAGGAAAUCGUUGCGAAAAAGAUCCCUGCAGUUCAAAUCCAUGUAAACACGAUGGAAAGUGUAAAGUGACAAGUACUGGAUACGAGUGUUUUUGUGAAUCACCAUAUUCAGGAAAACAAUGUGAAAAGGAUCUCUGCGAAUUAAAUCCGUGUAAAAAUGGAGGAACAUGCUGUGCAGUCAACGGUAUUGCUGCUUGCAAUUGCAAAGAGCCAUAUUCAGGAAAACUUUGCGAGAAAGAAUGCGAGUGCAUUAACGGGAAAUGUGUUUUGAAUGAAAACGGGAGAAAAGUCUGUCAGUGUCCACCAGAAUACGGACUCUCUACACCAACAAUGUGCGAAAAAUGUAAUUGCGGGAAAGAAGCCAGUUGCACCUUUGAUAAGGAUAAGGGUAAAACAUGCAUUUGCAAAGAAGGUUACAGGCUAGUGCCUUUAGGUUUCUGUACAGGUCCUUGUGCGCCGAAUCCAUGCGAAAACGGAGGAACCUGCAUUGAUAUUCCCGAUUCUUAUAAAUGUGUGUGUCCUAAUAGAUUACACUGGUCUGAAAUGUGAAAUGAAAGAUCUCUGUUCUUCAAAUCCAUGUAAACACGACGGAAAGUGUACAGUGACAAGUAAUGGAUAUGAGUGUUCUUGUGAAUCUCCAUACUCAGGAAAACAAUGUGAACAAAAUCUUUGCGAAUCGAACCCGUGUAAAAAUGAAGGAAUAUGCUAUGCAGAUAACGGUAUUGUUGCUUGUAAAUGCAAAGAACCCUAUUCAGGAAACCUUUGCGAGAAGGAUUCAAGUACAACGAACUCUGGUGUUGCAAGUUCUACCGAAAUUCCUUUUAAAACCACGGAGUCUUCAACGUUGCCAGAUGACAGU
This is a messenger RNA of Stegodyphus dumicola, 1047 nucleotides long. RefSeq lists its product as uncharacterized. Gene Ontology annotation, molecular function: calcium ion binding. Lineage: Eukaryota; Metazoa; Arthropoda; Arachnida; Araneae; Eresidae. The record is from RefSeq and is a predicted model, not a curated record.